AUGGUUAGCAACCCCGCUACCGGUGGAAACACCGCCGCUGACGGUCCCCAAGGCGAUGUGGUGGAGAUCGACAGCAGUGACUAUGAGAUGUUGGACAAGUCUGGAAUGCCAAUUGACGGUUCCGACGCUGAAAACGUGUCUGAGGCUCUGGACGCCGAGCCCAGAGAUAUGGACGAGGACGUUCUGGGCCACGAUGAUGACGAGAUCGAGGAGAUCACUCCUCCUACAAGACAACAGCCUGAUCCAAGAAGAGUACCUCCACUGUCACUCUUGGCCACCGACUUUGAGAAUGUGAGCAAACGAUUGAUGAAACCCGUUCCUGAUUACCCUGUGAAAGAUGAGAGUUACGUGGUAUGGGAGAUCAAGGACUGGAAUGCCUUGAGGAAAGAAGAGAAGGUUCGGGGCCCCGAGUUUGAGUGUGGUGGCUACACCUGGAACGUUCUCUUGUUUCCCAAGGGCAGUAACGACUUGAUUUCAAUGUACAUGGAGCCACACCCACCAAAGGAUGCCGACGGCAAUGUUGAUCCAAAUUGGUAUGUUUGCGCUCAAUUUGCAUUUGACAUGUGGAACCCUAACCAUCCAGAGGUGCAUUAUCCAAGCAGCUCGAGCCACAGGUUUAACAAAAAUGAAACCGAUUGGGGUUUCUCGUCUUUUAUCUCCGUCAGAGACCUUCUGAACGCAGCCAAGUUUGGCCGUUCCCAUUCUUUGAUGGAGAAGAACCAGUUCAAUCUCACAGGUUACGUUCGUGUGAUUGAUGAUACAUCCACAGGUGUCUUGUGGCACAAUUGGAUUGACUACGACUCUAAGGCUCAAACAGGUUAUGUUGGUUUGAACAACCAGGGUGCCACCUGUUACCUUAACUCUCUUCUUCAGUCCUACUACACGACAAGAACGUUUAGAGAUUUGGUGAACCAGAUUCCUACAGACCCUCAGAGUGAAACAAAGAGUAAGGCUGUCCCAUUGGCGUUGCAAAGAAUCUUCUACCUCUUGCAACUGUCAAAUGAGCCCGUGGGUACCAUGGAAUUAACAAAAUCUUUUGGUUGGGACUCCACCGAUGCAUUCACUCAGCAUGAUAUUCAGGAACUUAACCGUGUUUUGAUGGAUAAGCUUGAGAUGGCUAUGAAGGGAACCAAGAUUGAAAACAAACUUAAUGAUCUCUUUGUGGGUAAGAUGAAGUCGUAUAUCAAGUGUGUUGACGUUCCUUACGAAUCUUCUAGAGAAGAGGACUUUUGGGACAUUCAGCUUAAUGUUAGAGGCUUCAAGAAUCUUACAGAAUCGUUCAAGAACUAUAUUGAGAUUGAAAUGCUUGAUGGCGAGAACAAAUAUCAAGCUGGUGACCAAUAUGGAUACCAGGACGCUAAAAAGGGUGUUGUUUUCCGUUCAUUCCCACCUAUUCUCCACCUUCAGCUAAAGAGAUUUGAAUAUGAUUUUAUGGUCGACGACCUUGUGAAAAUUGACGACUAUUACGAAUUCCCAGAUCGCGUUGAUCUUAGACCUUUCCUCGAUGAAGACUUGCCCGAGGAGGUUAAAAACGAAAACUGGAACUAUAAACUUCAUGGUGUAUUGGUACACCAAGGUAGCAUUUCGAAUGGCCAUUACUACGGUUUGAUCAAACCAGAAUCGCAUGACGACGAAUGGUUACGUUUUGAUGACGACAAGGUAUGGAAAGCAACUCCAAACCAGGUAUUUUAUGAGAACUACGGUGCAUCUGAGAUCUCUCCUCAGCAGCUUAGAUUACAGACUCGCAGUGAACAAAACGAGUACUUGAUAAGAAGAGCUACGUCAGCUUACAUGUUGGUGUAUUUGCGCGAGUCUGAAUUGGAGAAGUUGUUGCCACCAAACAACACCUUGGCCCCUACUCCCAAGUAUGUCGCCGAGCAAAUUGAGAAAGAGCAAGAAGAGUUCUUGAAGGCCGAGACGGCCAGAAAGGAAGCCCUCUUCUACAUGUAUGUCAAGAUCAUCACUGUCAAGAACUUUGCAUCUUAUAAUGGCUUUGAUACAUAUCCAGAUCCUACUGAGCCUCGUCUUUACGAUGAAAACAUCUUCCACAAGGAUGCGUACCCAACUACAAUCAAGGUGAAAAAGGAUGCACCAUUCUCUCAGCUUUAUGAGAAAGUGGCAGAACAAUUGGGUUAUGAGAUUCCAAACGGAACCGGACAAACUUCAGAUAAAACUGUGUCCGUUGACAGCGAAGGUGAGCUGCGGUGGCCAUUUAGACUUCUUUGCGUGAGUCACAGAAACAACAGAACCAACAGACCAGAUGCACCGGUUGCAGAGCUGCUUCAAGACGCUACCGUGAGUCAAGUCUAUACUCAAUGCUUCAAGCGCCGUUACGAAGAGAUGGUCUUCUUUGUGGAUGAACCCCAGAAGCAACUUCAAAGCAUUGACAAGGCUCAGCUGUUGAUAAGCCCAGAGCAAUUUGACUUUGAGGCUGCCACUCAAAGAAUCCUUUCGAAUAAGUCCUCUCGCUCAUGGGAUGAUGACACAUCGAAUUCAAUCAGAAUCUUCGUCAAAUACUUUGAUCCUGUCAGUGACGAGGUUCGUGGUCUCACUUACGCUAGAGUUCCGUUAGAUGCUCAGGUUUCGCUGUUGACUCCUAUCAUCAACAAUGUGCUUCAAUUUGAUGCCAGCACUCCUUUGACAUAUUUUGAAGAAGUUACACAUACCAGUAUUGAGCCUAUUGAUGAGAAUUUGACGUUCGAGAAGAACGAGUUGGGAACUGGCGAUAUUUUAACAGUCCAGCUUGCUGAUAUUGAGAGUGCUACAUUCGACAGGCUUUUUGUGAAUGCUAAGGAAUACUAUGAGUUCCUCCUUACGAGACUUCAUAUCCAUGUGAAGCCUUUCAAGGCGAACGAAGAGGAAGAGGACAGUGAUUUCGUGGCUGAUGAAGAAAAGAACGGUGACAACAGAAACGGCGAUCAAACAAAGGCUUCUCAAGCUGAGGUUGCUGAGAUCGAGCUAGCUAAGGAAAUGAGCAAGUCUACAGACAUGUGGAUUCUGACUCAGUUUUCUUAUGCCCAAUUGGCUGACGCCGUUGCUAAAAAGCUUGGAGACAAUGUUGACCCUGCUAAGUUACGUUUGUUUGUGGUGAACAACCAUGGAACCAGAUUCCCAUUACUGUCGUUCCAAUCCCUUUCGCAAGUGUUUACUAAGCAGGUUUCUGUAUCCUCUGUUACAAACUUCGAGUAUGAGAUUCUUAACAUCACAUUGAAGGAAUACGAAAAUCUUCAGUCGGUGAAGAUCUACUGGAUGAACAGUAUCCAACAAUUCCAUUUAUUUGACUUGUUGGUGCCUAAGACAAGCACCGUUGCCGAUUUGGUGAGAAAAUUAAUUCACAAGCUUGAUAUCCCACCUAAGCUUUGGAGCAAUUUGCUUGUAUGGGCUGGCCAGGAAAGUAAAUACAGCGACUUGGUGAAGUUUGACCGUCAAAUCAGCGAUCUUCCAGAUGCAUCUGAGGUUUACUGCGGCUACUUCCCAGCAGAGGUUGAGAUUCUCGUCAGCAAUGACUUGUUCAAGCGUUUUGACGAAAAGCACGUAUCCAAGGAGGAUAUCGAAGACGAACUUCUCAGACUGGAGUUUGAAAAAGCUCAGAAGACUUCACAAAAGUUGAACCUUGUUCCAGUGUUCCAUUUCCAUAAAAACCCUGCUUACAGCCACAGUAAGCCAUUCAUCUUUGCCGUCUUCCCUGGCGAACCAUUCGAGGAGACAAAGAUCAGGUUACGCAAGAAGCUUGGACUUGGCGGACAGGCAUUCGACAAGGUCCGCAUUGCGCUCACAGACGCCAAUGACAAGGGCCGGUACCUUGAUAGCGACAAUCCUAACUUGGAGCUUUUUGAGGAGAUCAAGAAGUUUGAUGCCGACACGUUCCUUGCGCUUGACCAUCCUGACAGGAACCCACGUCGUCCAAAUCCUUUCGAGAAGGGUAUCUCCAUCCGAUAA
This is a messenger RNA of Candidozyma haemuli, 3939 nucleotides long. Its product is annotated as ubiquitin-specific protease. Gene Ontology annotation, molecular function: cysteine-type endopeptidase activity; protein binding; cysteine-type deubiquitinase activity. Gene Ontology annotation, biological process: regulation of protein stability; protein deubiquitination. Bases 1 to 3939 code for a protein of 1312 amino acids. The record is from RefSeq and is a predicted model, not a curated record. Gene Ontology annotation, cellular component: cytosol; nucleus. The transcript has a single exon. Lineage: Eukaryota; Fungi; Ascomycota; Pichiomycetes; Serinales; Metschnikowiaceae.